CGUCACCAACAACAACAUCAUCUGUCAGCCAUCAUGUCCGCUCCUCAGCCCGUGAACCCGCUCUACCUUGGCUCAUCAAAACGUCCAGCUCAAUCUGGAAACCCACUAGCCGACUUCUGGAGGACACAGGUCGUCGCACCAGAAUACAGAGCAGAGAAUCUCAGGAUACUUCGAGCUGCUACUGUCUUCAUCGUUGGUGUCGCUUUCGUUCGAUCAAAUCUAAGCUCGGCGCUCGUGCCGGUAUUCUAGACGGUUGAGUGAUCGUGCAGACGGCUGUAAUAUCAGUGUAUCAAUAUGACAUGCAUUCACAUCU
Kockovaella imperatae is the source of this 313-nucleotide messenger RNA. RefSeq lists its product as hypothetical. The coding region runs from base 34 to 249 and encodes 71 amino acids. The record is from RefSeq and is a predicted model, not a curated record. The transcript has 3 exons. NCBI's taxonomy places the organism in Eukaryota, Fungi, Basidiomycota, Tremellomycetes, Tremellales, Cuniculitremaceae.